CGGAAUCCCCUGCUCCUCUACAGCCUUGGAGUGAGGGACAGAAAGAGAGAGAGAGAAGGUGUUGAACAGAAUCAGAACCGGAUCACAGAAGUCGAGACCGCUUUAGUCCAUUAAGGGAAAGACAGAAGAGAGAGAGAGAGAAAGAUUGGUAUUUGUCCUGUCUGUCUCACAGCGGGGAACAGCGGUUUACUGUUACGCCAGCAGGAACGUGGACACAACUGCACAGAAUGUCUAAACAGCCGUCGUCCAAUGUAAAAGCCCUGCAGGCCAACCUUAAUAUUCCAAUGGGGGCUCUGCGUCCUGGGGCGGGACAUCCUGUGAAGAGGAGAGAAGAUACAGUAGAUGCAGAGGAGUCGUCCCCGGUGACUCCAGAGGAGAAAAAGGCCCUGCCUGGUGCUGUGAAAUUACCGGGCCCCGCCGUCAACCUUUCUGAGCUCCAGAACGUAAAGAGUGAACUCAGAUGGGUCACCAAGGACUAAACAACACAGGUGACUCCGCCCCCAUUUUAUCCAAGGCUUUGGUUACUAUAUCCAUCCAAUCAGGUUCAUGUAUUUACCACAACUCCCAGAGAAUCGGUCGCAAAGGAAUCAACGACAAGCCUUAAUGAUGACACUACCUACUGACCCGAGAAUAAUUGAGGGGGUGGAUUCUAUGAGAGCAAAGACUGAUGGGAAUUGAGCAACUCGAAGCUCUGAACCAGGGUUUAGUCUGUCUAAAAUAGGUCACCACUUUUUAAACCUCCCUGUAUGCUACUCUGUAUUUUGUUUUAAAAUGUACUGUGUGUUUAACUUAAAGGGAUAGUUCACCCAAAAAUGCAUAUUCUGUCAUCAUUUACUCACCCUCACGAGUAAACUAUCCCUUUAAAGUUUGAUUUUAUAGAAGUUCUGUAUUCUCCAGCUACCAUCAAUGAAUCAUAAAACAGAAUAUAUGAGACUGAAGACAUUAGCUAGUAUGAUUCAUCUUAAAAUUCCUCCAUUCUCCUUUAAAAAAAAGCCAGAUUGUGUCUUAAAACAACUCGAACAAAUGUGACACCAUAAAAUCAAUUUUCUUUUAAUGUAUUUUACGUCUAGAAGAUUAAUAUGCAAAUAAUUGCUAUAAAUUUGAUUAAUUAGUCAGAAUGUCAUGCAUUUAAUUUGAUUAAGUUUCCUCCGAUUGACAGCCCUACUUAAAACACCUCAUGCUACAGGCUUGUUUUCACUCCCUACACAUCUCUUUCUUUAUCUAUGGCUUUUGUUCUUGUGUGUUGCAGUACAUGAGUAGGCUGUUGCAUAAUAAAACACGAUUUCACGUUCUCUCCAAGAGCAAACCCGUAGGAGGAAGCCAGCACUUGUUAUCCUUGAACAAAUAGAACUGGAUUUCAAAUGCCGCACCAUCGGUUUGUUAUGUACAUAAACUGGGAUCAGUUUAACGGUGUAAAGCUGCUUGUCUCCUCACUUGUAAAUCACAUCUUAUAUGUCUGUACUGCUCUAUGAUCUAGUUUACUAGUAGCAGAUGUCAUGACCUUUGAGUGAAAGUGUCCUUAUUAAAGAUCAUGUAUUGCUCCUUA
This is a messenger RNA of Onychostoma macrolepis, 1546 nucleotides long. RefSeq names its product small muscle protein X-linked (gene smpx). NCBI's taxonomy places the organism in Eukaryota, Metazoa, Chordata, Actinopteri, Cypriniformes, Cyprinidae. Bases 228 to 479 code for a protein of 83 amino acids. Gene Ontology annotation, cellular component: muscle tendon junction; costamere; M band. The record is from RefSeq and is a predicted model, not a curated record. The transcript is spliced from 5 exons.